GCCGCCCGGCCUUUCCUUCGGCUUUCCCCUCUCGCCCCCGCGGAGGCUCCUCGGAAGGCGCCUGCGCAGGGGACUGGGCGCGGAGGCGGCCGAGCUGUCGGGAGGGGCUUGCGUGGGCGCUUCCAACACCUCAGAUUGUCUAAAGCCACAGGGAAAAUGGUGGAAAAUUCACCGUCGCCAUUGCCAGAAAGAGCGAUUUAUGGCUUUGUUCUUUUCUUAAGCUCCCAAUUUGGCUUCAUACUAUAUCUCGUGUGGGCUUUUAUUCCUGAAUCUUGGCUAAACUCCUUAGGCUUAACCUAUUGGCCUCAAAAAUAUUGGGCAGUUGCAUUGCCUGUCUACCUCCUCAUUAUUAUAUUAAUUGGUUAUGUACUCUUAUUUGGAAUAAACAUGAUGAGUACCUCUCCACUCAACUCCAUUCAUACAAUCACAGAUAACUAUGCUAAAAAUCAACAGCAGAAGAAAUAUCAAGAAGAGGCCAUCCCAGCAUUAAGGGAUAUUCCUAUUAGUGAAGUAAACCAGAUGUUCUUCCUUGCAACCAAAGAACAUUAUGCCAAAAACUAAAUUCCACCAAAUCAGAAUGGAGCCACAUAGAGCCAGUGGAUAUCUCAGUGGUCACCUGUGUGGACUUAUGACCAACAACCAACUCUUCUCUGCUGGAAAUACAAUAGAGAUCUCAGGAACCAAAGGAGCCACGGAGUUCGAAGUGAUGACCUUAUUGAAAAUCAGUGAAAAUUCUUGAGCAGAGGCAUUUGUGGGCUGAGAUUUUAUAUCUUUCACAUGGGCCAGGAGAAAAACUCUCUCCAAUAAUUUAAUACCUGUCUCAGGCUAUUUCUGCAAAUCCAGUGUUGAAGCUCUGCUUGUAUAGGUCACAGUCAUAGAAAGCCAUAUGGCCAGAGCAGGAUGACGCCAGCCAGAGCCUCAGAGUGACUCAAAUGUCACUCUCCAAUCUCACCAUGGUUGGCCAGGCUGGCUCACUUGCGUUAUAAAGCCUGUUUACAUGGCCCCUGCGUAUUACAAACAGCUGUGAGUCAGUCUGCACCAGCUGCUGCGGCGGCUUCAAGAGGCCCCAUCCUGCCCUCUGACACUGGUUUCCAGGACCCCCUCUUUUGACUGUUCUCAAUGAACCACGGGGUGGCAUGCGCUGGAGUAAGCAUAGCCACCCCUCACCACUAUCCCAUGAAGGACAAGCACCCAACAGGAAUUAAAGUUCAGUGUCCACUUUAUCAUUGAUGGGGCCAGAUGGUCAAGUGCUGCAUAAAAAUGAAGCCAAAACCAAACUUUCUUCCUUAAGUCAGAUGUGAGGAGGGCUGGGCCUGCAGCUCUAGACUUGUCCCAGCCAUCUGCAUGCACCAGAGACCAUGGAGGGCUGCCACCUGGGUGGUCCUGGCAAAUAGCAGACAUCCCACUAGUUGCCAUUUCUCACCCAUCUUCUCACCCAUUGGAUAAGUCACACCCCCUCCCCGUUGAGUGUUAAGGAGUGUGGGAUAGAGUGCAGGAGUGUGUUCCCUAAUCCUUCCCCAGGAAGGCAGAAUGGUUUUAGUCACUGAGGCAGAAAUAUGAGGAGAAAGACCAUGGUUUCCUACACAGGACAUUUAGGUUGUCUCCUGUUUUCCCCUAUUAUAAACAACUUCUUUGUGGAUAAGCUUUGUGAAGUUGUGUCCUUGGGCUAGGUUCUUGAUGUUGGAUUUGUUACAGGGUCAAAGGGCUUGAACAUUUUUAAGAUACUUAAUAUGGGAUCCCUGGGUGGCGCAGCGGUUUGGUGCCUGCCUUUGGCCCGGGGCACGAUCCUGCAGACCCGGGAUCGAAUCCCACAUCGGGCUCCCGGUGCAUGGAGCCUGCUUCUCCCUCUGCCUGUGUCUCUGCCUCUCUCUCUCUCUCUGUGACUAUCAUAAAAAAAUAAAAAAAUAAAAUUAAGAUACUUAAUAUAUAAUAGACUGAUCUCCAAAAAGGUGGUAUCUAUAAACACGAUCCCUGCAGUUCACUAACAUUAAUCUGGUGUGAUGGUUAAUUUUAUGCAUCAACUUGACUGGGCUAAAAGAAGCCCAGGCAACUGGUAAAACAGUAUUUCUGAAUGAGUCUGUGAAAGUGUUUCCAGAAGAGAUUAGCAUUUGAAUCAGACUGGGUAAAUUAGACCUACCCUCUCCAGUGUGGGUGGGCAUCCAAUCCUUUGAGGACCCAGAAUAGAACUAAAAAGUGGAGGAAGGGUGGAUUCUCUCUCUCUCUUGAGCUGGGACAUCCGUCUUCUCUCCUUGGACCUCAGAACUCCUGGUUCUCAGACCUUCAGAUUUGGACUGAAUUAUACAACAGGCUUUCCUGGUUCUCCAGCUCAUGGAUGGCAGAUGGUGGCUUAUGGCAGGCCCCAUAAUUACAUAAGCCAACUCUUCUGUAUAAGCAAAUCUCUUCUGUAUCUAUGUGUAUUGCUGUUGGUUCUGUUUCUCUGGAAAGCCAUGACUAACACUGGCCAUGAAGUGCUCCUCGCUUCUGGAGUAUAUGCAAUGCCACCAUGUUCCACUUUUCCAAAUCUUACUAAGUAUGUUUUGAUUUCUCACUGUCCACUGUUGAUAGGAAUUUCAUAAUCAUUCAUUCAGGGAUGAGGGGGAGGGGGCCUUCCUCACUCUUCCUUGGGCUGUGUAUGCUUAUGCUAGCCAAGAACAAGCAUUUCAUCUGUCAUGCUUGUUAGCUCUCUGCCACUGUGCCUUUCCCAGACCUCUUGCCACACCUCCUCCUUGCUCUGAUCACAGACUGCCUUGGGCUCGUGAGGCUCAUGCUCGGGGUCCACAGACCGCCUGCUGACCACACCUACUCAAGGCCCCCCUCUCCCAGACCUCUGUCCCUCUGUCCCUGUCUCGGGACACCCAGGCAUCAGUGCUGGGGUGGGCACCCAACCCAACAGACGGGCUUUGGCAUCCCCUGGUGUUCCAUCUCUCAGCCUUCUCUGAAGUGGUUCCCCACUUUCAAUGAGGUACAUGAUGACCUGGAAUAAAGCUCGCUUUCCCUUGCAGCAGGACACUGUGACCUCAGUUUUUUUUCUGGGCAGUACAUUGGACGGAAGGGGAAGGAAGGACACUUUUGUAAAGCGUCUUUCAAGGAAGAGUCAUGCCCUGCUUUGGCCCUCCUCAUUUCGCUCGCUGCCUGGGUGUAGAUUUAAUGAGUGGACAUCAAGGUGCCCCUUAGACUGUGAAGUGACCUUAAGAAUAGAAACCACACAGCAGCAGAGCAAAAAGAUUGUAAGAGCCCAAAUCCUGACAUCCUACCGGCCCUGGAUGGCUUAC
Molecule: messenger RNA, 3272 nt
Organism: Nyctereutes procyonoides (raccoon dog)
Lineage: Eukaryota; Metazoa; Chordata; Mammalia; Carnivora; Canidae
Gene: PIGP
Product: phosphatidylinositol glycan anchor biosynthesis class P
Exons: 6
Coding region: 157-561 (134 amino acids)
Biological process (GO): GPI anchor biosynthetic process
Molecular function (GO): phosphatidylinositol N-acetylglucosaminyltransferase activity
Source: RefSeq, a predicted model, not a curated record